Molecule: messenger RNA, 1913 nt
Organism: Scleropages formosus (Asian bonytongue)
Lineage: Eukaryota; Metazoa; Chordata; Actinopteri; Osteoglossiformes; Osteoglossidae
Gene: uap1l1
Product: UDP-N-acetylglucosamine pyrophosphorylase 1 like 1
Exons: 9
Coding region: 69-1598 (509 amino acids)
Biological process (GO): UDP-N-acetylglucosamine biosynthetic process
Molecular function (GO): UDP-N-acetylglucosamine diphosphorylase activity
Source: RefSeq, a predicted model, not a curated record
UCCUCCAUUUCCACAGCUGGGGGUCUCUCCUGCUUCACCUGGACAGGUGUCCCCUCCCCCCGCAGCUCAUGAUGGAUACAGUGUCUGUGGAUGAGCUGAGGAGGCAUUUGGAUGAGGCUGGUCAGUCCCACCUCCUGCGCUUUUGGGAUGAACUCGCCCCUGAGGAGCGUCAGCGCUUCCUGGCCGAACUCUCCCAGCUGGACUCUGCCGAGCUGCGGGACCACUGCAGGAGGGCGGUGGAGGCGGCCCGCCGAGGCUCGGACCCCCAUGAGUGGCCGCCCCUGCGCAUGGAACCCGUUCCCCCGGAGGCCGUUGGCAGGGUGAAAGGGUGCGACAGGAGCACGCUGGAGGAGUGGGAACUCGAAGGGCUCUUGCAGAUUUCGCACGGCCACGUGGGGGCGCUGUUGCUGGCCGGAGGACAGGGCACUCGCCUUGGGGUCCCUUAUCCUAAGGGCAUGUUCAGCGUGGGGCUCCCCAGUGGAAAAACCCUGUACCAGAUCCAGGCGGAGCGCCUGAGGAGGGUGGAACAGCUGGCGGAGGCUCAGCACGGUACGAAGUGUACCAUACCAUGGUACAUAAUGACCAGUGAGUUCACCCUGGAGCCUACCAUGAGGUUCUUCAAAGACAACAGUUUUUUCAACCUUGACCCGUCCAGCGUGGUCAUGUUUGAGCAGAGGAUGAUCCCGGCUGUCGCGUUCGAUGGGAAGGUCAUCCUGGAGAAGAAGAACAAGAUCGCUAUGGCACCAGAUGGAAAUGGGGGUCUCUACCAGGCCCUCCUGGAAAACAAAAUCCUGGAGGACAUGGAGCGCAGAGGAGUGCAGUACCUUCAUGUUUACUGUGUCGACAAUAUUCUGGUCAAAAUGGCCGACCCGGUCUUCGUCGGUUUCUGUGUGAAGAAGGGGGCUGACUGUGGCGCUAAGGUGGUGGAGAAGGCGUAUGCUGCGGAGCCGGUGGGCGUGGUCUGCCGGGUGGAUGGGGUCUGCCAGGUAAUGGAGUACAGUGAGGUCCCGCCAGAGGUGGCCGAGCAACGUGGCCCUAGUGGCGAGCUGAUCUACAGCGCUGGAAACAUCUGCAACCACUUCUUCACCCUGGAGUUCCUUAGUGAGGUGUCCCAAAAGUUUCACAGAAAGCUGAAGCAGCACGUGGCCAUUAAAAAAGUCCCCUUUGUGGAUUUGGAGGGGAACCUAGUGAAACCGACCAAACCCAACGGAAUCAAGAUGGAGAAGUUUGUCUUUGAUGUUUUCCAGUUUUCCAGGAACUUUGUUAUGUUUGAGGUGGCGAGGGAGGAGGAGUUCUCUCCACUGAAGAACGCAGAUGGUGCUCCCCUCGACACACCCACCACAGCCAGGCGCUCCCUGCUUGCCCAGCAUUAUCGGUGGGUGCUGGGUGCUGGGGGCUCCUUCCGGAACACCCAGGGGGAACCCAUCAAGCCCAUACCCGGUGUGGGACUGGAUGAGGACCCCCCAGCCAUAUGUGAGAUCUCCCCAUUGGUCUCCUACUUUGGAGAGGGCCUUGAGCAGCUCCUCAGAGACAGGACCCUUACAUCCCCCUUCAUUCUGGACAACAAAGUGGCCAAGGAACUCCUGUGGGUUCAGUAGCUCCUCAUGCUCCUGACGUGACCCCCCUGCUCGUGUUGUCCUGCUGGAGAAGAGAUGUUUUCAAUAAUAAGGGAUUAUUACAUGGUGCUCAUGAAGAUGCCACACAUUUAUGUUUAUAUAGAAAAUAGUAGCUAUCUGUGAGCGACAAAUCGUCAGAAAUUCUGGUUCACGCUGAGGGAUGAAAGUGCAUGUUAAAAAUGAAGUGAGCAAGAUGGAAGGAGUUAAUUUUUCUCUGAUCCAAAACUCAAUAUUCAGUGUACUGCACUUUUCAGGUGUCUUCUUUCUAAGUAAUUCUCCUGUGCUUUUGUAUUGAGA